Messenger RNA from Helicoverpa zea (corn earworm), 4952 nucleotides. It is a transcript of the gene Phm, whose product is annotated as peptidylglycine alpha-hydroxylating monooxygenase. Gene Ontology annotation, molecular function: oxidoreductase activity, acting on paired donors, with incorporation or reduction of molecular oxygen, reduced ascorbate as one donor, and incorporation of one atom of oxygen; copper ion binding. The coding region runs from base 239 to 1243 and encodes 334 amino acids. Gene Ontology annotation, cellular component: extracellular region; membrane. The record is from RefSeq and is a predicted model, not a curated record. The transcript has 10 exons. Gene Ontology annotation, biological process: peptide metabolic process. NCBI's taxonomy places the organism in Eukaryota, Metazoa, Arthropoda, Insecta, Lepidoptera, Noctuidae.
AGUCAACUUGUUUUAGUAUUGAUCGAUUUUAUUUGCGAAAUUAUUUAUACAAACACUUGUCGCUUCUCGGUUCAAACAUGCAUCAUUAUUGAGGCAACGCGGCAGUAAAUCACACGGUUACAAAAUAAUACAAACAAUUACUUUUAUUUAUUUUCUGUGAUAAAUUACGUGAAAGUUCUUAAUUCGUGUCUUGUGCGCCAGUGACUUUAUUUUUUAAAUUUCAUUCGAAUUUUGAAUUAUGGAUAAAUUAAUUUUCGUCGUAUUUGCCACGCUUAGCUGCGUUUUAUUAGCAUCAGCGAUUGAAAUUGAUACUUAUGAUUUUCUUAUGCCGAAUGUUUGGCCUCACAGGGAUGAACUCUACUUAUGCACACCGAUCAGGAUUUCUCCACAUAGCAAUUAUUACAUAGUCGGAUUUGAACCAAAUGCCACGAUGCACACAGCCCAUCACAUGCUGCUAUACGGAUGCUCGGAGCCAGGAUCAAAUGAGUCAGUUUGGAGCUGUGGUGAGAUGCAAAGCAAUGAGGUUGAUGAGCUGUACAAUACUGCCAGUCCUUGUCGCUCCGGAUCUCAGAUUGUCUACGCCUGGGCCCGUGAUGCUCCGAGCCUGCAUCUCCCCAAAGACGUCGGAUUCCUGAUUGGCAAGGAUUCGCCUAUCAAAUACUUGGUGUUGCAAGUGCACUACAUGCAUCGUUUCCCAGAGGACAAAGUUGACAACUCCGGUGUAUUCCUGAAAUAUACGAAGGAAAGCAUGCCUCGUCAAGCCGGUGUGAUUUUACUCGGCACCAGCGGCGUCAUCCCGCCACAUCACAUCGAGAACAUGGAGACGGCUUGCACCAUCAACGAGAACAAAGUCAUCCAUCCCUUCGCUUACCGCACUCACACUCAUGCGUUAGGAGUCCUAGUAUCAGGCUACGUAGUCCGGCAAGAUGAAGGCGGCGAUGUAUGGACGUUACUCGGCAAGAAGAACCCGCAACUACCACAGAUGUUCUACCCGGUGGUCAACAUCAAGCCCAUAGAGAGAGACGAUGUGUUAGCAGCAAGGUGCAUCAUGAACAAUACUAACGACUACGCUGUUAGGAUUGGAGCUACGAACAAGGAUGAAAUGUGUAACUUCUACCUAAUGUAUUGGGUGGAGAAUGACACACCUUUGGAACAAAAAUACUGCUUCUCUGCCGGACCCCCAUAUUACUACUGGAACCGAGCUCGAGAAAACUUGGGCAACAUACCACCUAGCGAAGUUUAAAUACCAUUGAAGGUUUGCAAAGGUAUUUGGUCAAAAAGUCUGCUUGAAAAACGGUAGUGAACUAUGAUAGUAAGAGCUGAUUUCACCGCUUCUUAUAAGAAUGUUUUGAUGUUAUGUAAGUAAUAAAUAGGAGGAAUUUUAAGCAAAAAUUAAUUCGUAAAAAAUGCUAUUGAAGUCAAUGGAUGGUUGGUUCAUUUGAUUUUGAUCAUUAUGUCUUAUGAGAAGUGUAUAUUAGCUGUAUCGUGGGUUUUCUCACUUCAUGAAAUCCUCGAUAAAAUCAUGAAAUGUCGUGAUCCUCAAUUUUUGGGAGUUAAAAAAGCUUCUAUAAAUCUAAACCGUAUCUAAGCAAAUAUACGAUAUGGCUACGAUAUAUUGUAGACUAAAGAAGAGAUAUUCAAACAUCCUAUUUAAACAUGAUUAAUAUUAAAUUAUUGCUAAUUCAUACAGUUCUACAUACAUACAAUGUUCUAAUGAAGAAGUGGUGAAUUUGGCUAUAGCAAUUUUGUCGUUUAUUUUGAAGCAUAAUACGAAUUGUAUCAAUUAUGGCAGCUGUCAGCUGUUUAUAGUUUUUUUUCGGUUUUACUAUGAAUACGGUAGCUUUAUUAUAUUUACUAUGAAUAUCACUUCAAAUUGUGUAUUCAGUUUUAAACUUUUACUACCAAACUAUAAGGUCUGAAAUUAACGAAACAUUCCAUAGAUAAAGACUAUUUUGAUUUGAUAUAUUUAUUUUUAAGUUAAAGAUAAACAAAAGCCUAUAUUUCUUAUUUCAAAUUCGGAAUAAAAAAAAAGAAAUAAAUCAAUUAUUAUUCGAAUGUCCAAUUUAGAUUGGAAAGAGGUUCAAUUUGACAAAACAUGACAGAUAUUUACUGGUUACAAAAAAAGUGUUUCAAGUAUAAAGAUCUGAGUGUAGCUUAUUAAAAAAAUAUAGAAAAUUAAUAUUUAUUAAACUGAUCCACUAAAUCUAUACUUCUAGUCAAAAUCAGUAUAAAAGACAUGAUCUAUCGUAAUAAUUAAUUAAGAUCUGCAAUUAAAUUCUACCAUAUUUUAUGGAAACUCAGAACAUGAAUUAUUGUUUUGAUAAUUUUUGGAUUUUUUUACUAUUAUAUUAAAUUCCAAACAUAUUUUAAAAGAUCUUUAACAAUUAAUAUCAUAUUUCAACAUGGUGUUCAUUGUAUAUUUAUCAAGUUUUACCCUAAAAAUUAAAACUAAAAAUAUAUUUUCCGACAUAAUAAAAGAAAAACUUCUUCUAAAUGAAUAUUUAUUGUAAAUAAUAAGAAUUACAGUAUUUGUUAGUGUAAUCUAUGGAUACUUGAUGGGCAUAAUAUUUUAUGUACAACCUCGGCUUCGUAUACUGGACUUCGAUAUAUUGCAUGCAAUUGAUGUCUUAAUUUAAACGAGUAUUAUAUCUAAAAAAAAAUAGUUCCACUAAUUGUAAUACAGGGAUGUUAUAAUUUCUAAGAAUUAAUCUUAGAAAAAUAAUAUUUUGAAGAAAAACAGCGUUUAUAAAACAGACACAAGAAUAAUUAACAAAAAUGACAAAACAAAAAAGUAAGAGAAAAGGAAAGAACGGAUUAGUUAUAUCGAAAACUUAUUUAUUUAAAAUGCAACAUGAACCACGUGCAAAUGCGUGGGUUAAUGUCAUGGGCACUCUUUCUGGACAUCCUUAGAGUAAUGGGCUAAUGUAGCUUGGAAAAUCUGAAAUAUGUGGCAGAAUUUUUCGCAGUAAAUAUUUUAUUUUUCCAUAAGUAAUCCCGUAUUUCUAAAGUAUUUUUUUUUUACCAGAAAUUGCCGGUUAAAUAAGAUAUCAAUUGUAUGUAAUAGACUUUGUAAAUAUCACUAGUGUAGUAUAUUAUUAAACUAAGCUCACUUAUUCAGGUGCUUUUGUUAAGUAUUUGUUUUACAAAAGUCUCUGAAUGACUAUUUAUUUUUGUGAAAACAUCUGUAUUAGUUUGGUUGUACUUAUUUUUAAGUUAUUUUGUCUUUUGACAUAUUUAUUCGUGUUACAUUUGUAUUUAAUUGUGGCAUAAUAUUUUGUUUGAAUUUGAGGUGCAUAAUUUUUCCAUGUCGGUACUUACACUUAUUUUGAAAAUAAAUUAUUUUUCAUCUUAUGAAUGCUAAACGCAAAAAUUACUAUUUAUUGCUAAAAUUUUCUUUUUUUUAGGACAUUAUUUUUUUAAACAUGCUAUAGUUAAUUUUUGAAUGUAUUCUCGAAAUAUCUAUUGAUAUAAUCUUUGAGAUUUUAGAUAUAUAACUAAAUAAAAGACGACAUAUUAUACAUAGACUGUUCGAUGAAGAAUAAAAGGGCUUUGGAUUUAACCUGAAGCACAAAAAAAGAAAUAUAUGUGGUGUAUACUAUAAUAUCAUAUAUUUAAUAUAUGUACCUAGUAACUUCGAAAGGCACACGUUUAGUAUUUUUGUUAGUAAAAAGUGCCUCUGAUAUAAUAUUAUAUCCAAAUCUUCUAUGUACGUAUACCCUUGAAAUUAUAACUAUAUGUACCUAUUUAUUUUUAAUAUUUCCCUCUUAGCGUAUUUUUUGCACAAAAUUUGACGAAAUGUUAUAAUAAUGUUUACUUUAUAAUCCUUUUUCUAUUAGAUAUUAUAAGUAAUUGCGAAUUAUUAAAAUGUUAAUUUUUGUCUUGUAGUUGUAAACCCCUGAUUGUCAAAGUUUUAAUUGCUUUGAAGAGCAUUUUAAUCCAAAUGACUUGUGAACAUUCCAAAAUACAUAUAUUUAAAUAAAUUAUAUAGUUAAAAAAAAUGCCUAUUUCCAAAAUGUUUAUAAAAAAUAUUAAAUAAAUCGACGAAUGCAAUUUUUUAUCCGAGUGCGUUUAGUGUAGUUCCUACAAGACGCGGGUGAAACCAUGGGUGAAAGGUAGCAUGAUAUCAUAAAAUCUAAUGGCAUAUUUUUAAUUGUCUUGAAAUGCUCAUUAAAGCGAUACACUUAGUAUUGAUGUACGUGUCAAACACGAAUGUCCCUUAAAAGUAAGUUAUUCUACUAGCAUAAUAUUAAAUGUUUAAAUCAUAUCUCUGUGUUACGUAUGCUGCAAGCAAAAUAUUAAGGCCGGUGGAUAAUAUGCGAAUUUUAAUUGCAAUGCUUUCAAAAUUAUUGAAAACAUACCGUUUUUUUUUUUGGGAUUUGGUUUUUCUAUUGCCAAUUCAUUAUUUAAGGGACCUUGGACCUACCUAAAGCAUACACAUACAUACAUAUUUUAAAUAGUCAUUAUAUUGUUAUGAUUUAUUAAAGCGCAUUUUUGAGCAACUGCUUAGCAACUAAAAUUCGCAUUAUUAUAUCAUACUUCACCAAAAUUGACAUUUUCAUUGUUCUGUGUUCCAACAUUGGAAUGAAAAAGCAUAAUUAUUAGAUAUACUCUAUCUAUCGCAUUUACUUAACUUACAAUGAAAAUGUCAAAAGAAACAACCCGUAGCCUAUACAUUGACUCUUGAACAAAUAAACUUUGAGCAGCUAAAUCAUUUAAACCGUCAAUGUACAACAUUUGCGAGCCAUUUCUAAAAUUCUACUAGGCCUAAUACGUGUCUAUUAAAAACUAAAUGAAAUUUUUAUUCCAGUAUUGUAUUUAUAUAACUUAAUAUGUGUAUGUAGACACGGCUUAAGCCAGACUUGAUGUGCCCUGGAUUCCUAUGUGUGAACCUCAACUGUAUGUGGUAUAAUAAUACUUAUCGGAAAAGUGCAAAUAAAAACUAUUAUAUUUUA